Messenger RNA from Seminavis robusta, 1174 nucleotides. Lineage: Eukaryota; Bacillariophyta; Bacillariophyceae; Naviculales; Naviculaceae. The record is from the annotation of a GenBank genome assembly.
UUAUUAAACAUCUCAACAGGCUUAAUAUUUGAAUUUAUUUUGUCAGUUUUUCGUCAUUUUUUGAACUUCUCAUGCGACAAUGGCGACAACAGCAACAGCGGCUCCUUCAGGCAUGGAUGCGGCAACCCGCAGGCCGGGUGAAGCUACAAACACCUGCGAUGCUCUUCGCCCAAUGAUCAUUUCAACCUUUGAAGAAAUGAAUCCAAAGCGACGUGACACAAUGGAGGAUUGUCACGUCGUUCAUGCUCCAGGGACUUGGAGAUCGGCUGAUCCAGACUUGGCUUAUCUUGGAGUAUACGAUGGUCACGGAGGCCGCGAUAUGGUCGAAUAUUUGGACUACUUUUUGGCGUUUCAUGUGGGUGGAGAAUUGAACCAUAACGACGACGCAUCCAUAGAAACCAGACUGGAAAGAGCUUUUCUCCUGGCGGAUGUUCAUGCAACGCAAUGUGGCAUUUCGACCAGCGGAUCAACAGUCAUUGUGUGCCUCGUAAAGCAACAUCCUGGUACAAAUCAGAUAACAAUUCACAGUGCAAAUGUAGGUGAUGCAAGGGCAGUUCUCGGACAUGCCGGGAAAGUGACGAGACUCAGCAAAGACCACCGGACCGAUGAUGUAGAAGAGGUCCAAAGAAUCGAACAGGCAGGAGGCUUUGUGUAUCGGAAUCGUGUCCUUGGAAUUCUUGCUGUUAGUCGGAGUCUAGGGGACCAUUGCAUGAAAGAAUUCGUCGUGGCAAAGCCACACUACCGAGAGAUUACCAUCAGUACCUCAACGACAACCAACGAUGCAAAAGGGAAGGGACGAGGAUCUGUUCUCAUAUUGGCUUGUGAUGGCUUGUGGGAUGUCUUUUCGGAUGACGAGGCUGUAGAAUUUGCGGUGGGGUUUCCUGGUGACCGAACAAAUGUGGCACAAGCUUUGGUGAAGGCAGCUCUACAACGUGGUAGUACUGACAAUGUUUCCGUGGUCGUGGCGUGGCUGUGAGCUGCAAAUCGUACUCCAUCGACUAUUUCGCUUCCUGCUUCACCCUGCCGGCAGAACUGUAUACUGGUAGCUUGUACAACUGCCAUAACCGGACAACCGGACACUCUUGGUCGAUGCUCAUCGGGCAGAUAUAUAGCUAGAAUGACAGUCUUGCCCCAAAAUUGGGAUAUACUAAAGUAAAAUGAAUUGUGAUAUACU